Molecule: messenger RNA, 1371 nt
Organism: Saccostrea cuccullata (small rock oyster)
Lineage: Eukaryota; Metazoa; Mollusca; Bivalvia; Ostreida; Ostreidae
Exons: 1
Coding region: 1-1371 (456 amino acids)
Biological process (GO): DNA replication
Molecular function (GO): DNA binding; DNA-directed DNA polymerase activity; nucleotide binding
Source: RefSeq, a predicted model, not a curated record
AUGCCCUCCGCUUUCGGAUUGAACGAAUUGAAGAAAGGUUAUUUCCCUCACUUUUUUAAUACGGAACAGAACCAGAAUUACGUGGGACCUUAUCCACCGGCAGCUUUCUACAAACCGGACGAAAUGUCUACCAGUGGACGAGAGGCUUUUUACCAAUGGUACGACCAACAGAGGGGAAAAGUGUUUGAUUUCCAGAAAGAGUUUGUAGGGUAUUGUAUCUCGGACGUCGACAUUUUAAGACGAUGCUGUGCACGGUUUAGAAGCACCCUCAGGGGGUUGGUCAACGUGGACCCUUUCCAGGAAUCCAUCACGUUUGCCAGUGCUGCUAAUUUAGCCUACCGUCGAAAUUUCAUGCCUAAAGACACCAUUGCCAUCAUUCCGAACCUCGGGUAUGAACCGGCACGACAAUAUUCGGCCAAAGCCUGUCGGUGGCUCACCUGGAUGAGUCAUCAGAGUGGAUGUCACAUACGACAUGCCAGAAACGGAGGCGAAGUCCCGAUCGGAAAUUAUACCGUCGACGGAUACCAGGAAGCGACUCGUACCGUCUACGAAUUUUACGGGUGUUAUUGGCACGGAUGCCCCACUUGCUAUCCCAGUUUACAGACGGAAACUCAUCCUCACCGGAUCCAAUUUACUUACCAACAAUUACACGAGAAAACCCUCAGAAGGACUGCGGAUUUAGAGGACAUGGGGUACAACGUGUGUAGUAUCUGGGAGCACGAUUUCGAUCAACAAGUGCAACAAGAUGAGAGUUUACAGCAAUUUGUACGAGAUCUGGACAUUCCGGAUCCUUUAAAACCUCGAGAAGCCCUGUACGGAGGCCGGACCAAUGCCACUAAAUUAUAUUGUGAAGAAGGGGACAUGAGAUACGUGGACGUGUGUUCCUUAUACCCUUUCGUGUUGAAACACAGACCUUUUCCCCUAGGGCAUCCCGAGAUCAUCACAGACGACUUCCAGGACGUGAGAAGUUAUUUCGGUCUCAUUCACUGUCGGGUCUUACCACCCCGAGGCCUCUUUCACCCCGUAUUACCUUAUCGGACGGGAGGUAAGUUAUUAUUUCCCUUAUGUCGCACGUGUGCCGAACAACAAGACUCUACGUCUCAAGAUCGAUGUCAACACACCGACCGGGAACGUAGUCUCACGGGUACUUGGGUGACGAGCGAAUUACAUAAAGCCCUAGACAUGGGCUAUACCUUAGAGCAAAUUUACGGAGUGUGGCAUUUCAAAGAAAGCAGUCAAGACUUAUUUAAAAACUACAUCAAUACCUUCCUCAAGAUCAAACAGGAAGCGUCCGGAUUUCCCCCCAGUGUAAGACCUCAGAACAAGAACGAGAUUACAUAUAUCAAAUCUUCGACAAAGAAGGAUUCAUGA